GCACGCCCCAGUUCAGAUCCGAAUCCCGCUUCUGGACCUCGUUCCUUGGCUCUUGCUUCAACAGUGAUUGAACGGAGCAGGGUCGCGGCCGCCCCACCCCUUCAUUCUUUUGCCAGCCAGCCAGUAAGCCCAGCCGAAGUCAACUUGCACCAUGACCUCCCAAAUCCGCCAGAACUACCACGCCGAGAGCGAAGCGGGCGUGAACCGCUUGGUCAACCAGUUCCUCCGUGCCAGCUACAACUACCUGUCCUUGGGUUUCUACUUCACCCGGGAUGAUGUGGCGCUCUCCAAGUUUUCAUCAUUUUUCCAGCAUCUGUCUGAGGAGAAGCAUGAGCAAGCAGAGAAGCUCUUGACCUUCCAAAACCGCCGUGGGGGUAGAGUUGUCCUGCAAGAUAUCAAAAAACCAGAUCAGGACGAAUGGAAGAAUGGAGCUGCUGCCAUGGAUGUUGCCCUUCAGCUGGAGAAGAGUGUGAACCAGGCUCUGCUGGAAUUGCACCAAAUUGCUUCACGCCAUACAGAUCCCCAUCUGUGUGACUUCCUGGAGACUCAUUACCUUAAUGAGGAAGUGAAGCUGAUCAAGAAGCUGGGUGACCACGUGACCAACCUGAAGCGUGUGCGUGCCACCGAGGAAGGCCUUGGCGAAUACCUCUUUGACCGCCUCACCCUAGGCGAGUCUAGCGACUGAGCCUUGAGCUGCUGCCUCCCUUCCCAGCUCUAGCUGCCUUGUUGACCAAGUGUGUGGGUGGCUUGUUCAGCCUGUACCAAAAGUUGGCUGCUCAGUAAAUAAGGGCCUCUGUACUCUGGUCCAUCUUUUUUUGUGGGAGGGAGAGUUCUCUGUAACUGGCAUUAAAUAAACUUGGCAUUAAGCACUA
Elgaria multicarinata webbii is the source of this 872-nucleotide messenger RNA. Its product is annotated as ferritin light chain, oocyte isoform-like. Gene Ontology annotation, biological process: intracellular iron ion homeostasis; iron ion transport. The record is from RefSeq and is a predicted model, not a curated record. Bases 152 to 685 code for a protein of 177 amino acids. Gene Ontology annotation, molecular function: ferrous iron binding; ferric iron binding. The transcript is spliced from 4 exons. Gene Ontology annotation, cellular component: cytoplasm. Lineage: Eukaryota; Metazoa; Chordata; Lepidosauria; Squamata; Anguidae.